Molecule: messenger RNA, 1620 nt
Organism: Aspergillus wentii DTO 134E9
Lineage: Eukaryota; Fungi; Ascomycota; Eurotiomycetes; Eurotiales; Aspergillaceae
Product: carboxylesterase/lipase family protein
Exons: 1
Coding region: 1-1620 (539 amino acids)
Source: RefSeq, a predicted model, not a curated record
AUGAAGCUAUCCCCAUCUCUGCUGCCAUGCCUAGCUACCCUAGGCUCAGCAUAUCUCUACGACACUCCUGUCAAGACUGAAUACGGCCAUGUCCAAGGCUUCAAGUACUUCAACUCAUCAAUCAGCCAGAAAUACCUCAACCUCUCCGACAGCCAUGUCGCUGCGUUCCUCGGCGUCCCUUAUGCCGCUGAUACAUCCUACCAGAACCGAUGGAAACCAGCCCAACCCCGACAGCCAUGGAAUGGAACCCUGAAGGCAUACGAGUUCGGCCCUGCCUGUCCCAUUGCCCACCAGCGAGAAUCCGGCUUCAACAUCAGCGAAGACUGUCUGUCCGUUAACAUCUGGACGCCUGCCAAUUCGAGCUCCGAUCGUCUUCCCGUCAUGGUGUGGAACUACGGCAGUGGAGAAACCAGCGCUGAAGCCAUCUACAACGGCGGAGGACUGGCCACCAAGGACGUCGUGGUGGUGAGUUACAACUACCGCGAUGCUGCCUUUGGCUUCCUGGCCCAUCCAACACUGAACAAAGAAUCCGGUCACAAUUCGUCUGGCAACUAUGGUAUCCUCGACUUCAUCACGGCAUUGCAGUGGGUGCAGAAGAACAUUGCCCAUUUCGGCGGUGAUCCCGACAAGGUGACCAUCGCUGGGCAGUCGUUUGGCUCUGCGCAGGUCUAUCACGCUGUCAAUUCCCCCUUGGCCAAGGGUCUGUUCCGUGGCAUGAUUGCGGAGAGUGGCAUUCGAUACCCUCGCGAUCGUCUCUUGGAGGGUCUGGCUGAUUCGUACAAGACCAUGGACGAUGCCAUCGCGGUCGGCCUCAACUACACCAAGAGCCACAAUGUAUCGACGAUCGCCGAGCUGCGCACUCUCAGCACGGAUGACCUGUUAGACGGCAGCGACGACAGAGAAGACAUUGACGCCCUCACAGCUCUAUACACGAUGGACCCUCCUCUCUUCAAAACCACCCUGGACGGCUAUGUCGUGCCAAAGAAAUACAUUGAAACCCUCAUCGACGGCCCUCCCAACGACGUGCCCAUGAUCACCGGCAACAACAAAGACGAAAGUGGCGCGUCCACAUCGACCAACUACACCGUGGCCGAAUACAAAAAGUACAGCCGCGAAUGGUACGGCAAUCUGACCAGCGAGUUCCUGCGUCUGUAUCCUGCCGCCAAUAACAGCGAGGCUGAUCGCUCGUGGAAUGCUGCAUCUCGUGAUACUUCAGUUGUGUCGAGUUAUCUGUUUGCGAAUGAAUGGGUCAAAUCGGCCAGCAGUCCAUUCUACACUUACUACUGGGACCAUGCUCCUCCGGGCCAGGAUCAGGGCGCAUACCACAUGGCCGAGAUUCGAUAUGCGUUGAAGAAUCUGUAUCAGACAGAUUUGCCAUGGACGGAGUAUGACUUUCAUCUGUCUGAUAUCAUGUCAUCGUACUGGGCGAAUUUCAUCAAGACGGGCAAUCCGAAUGAAGGUGGAUCGCUUGAAAGUGGAUCGCUGGCAAAGUGGGAGGCGAGCAAGGCCGGUGAAGCGACCGUGAUGCAUCUUGGAGAUGGAUUUGGAAUGAUGGACAUUGCGACGCCGGACAGAGUGAAGCUGAUUUCGACGUUCAUGGAGAGACAAAAGGCGUACUAG